CCCAAAGCUCACCCUCUCCUGCAUCUCCAGGUUAUCGUACUCGCAAGGCAUUAUCAAACAAACCACUCGUAUCUCGUAUCUAGGAUCUUCGACUAGUUGCUGCUUGGACACUACUCCGGUCUUCCUUGCAUAAUCACUGCUUUGCAUCGGACAUGACUAUCGUGCUUACCCCGGUGUGGUCUAAUGGAGUUCAAAAGCUGAAAAUGGAGGGUACAGGGCCUAAGCCAGUCCCGCGUGGAACGGUUCCUGCAGCUCAUAACGAAUCCAUUCAUGCUGUGAGAUGUAUGGCGCAGCUGCGCUCGAAGGACAAGGCCAUCGAGAAAUUCAUCUAUCUAUCGCAGCUCAAGCAUACAGAUGAGAAUAUGUUCUAUCGGUUAUGCUUGAUGAACAUGGCUGAAUUCACGCCGAUCAUCUAUACACCGACUGUCGGGGAUGCCUGCCUGCAACAUUCACACAUUUUCCGUCGACCAGAAGGACUUUACAUCUCUAUCCAAGACAAAGGAAAAAUUGGAUCCAUCCUUCGUAACUGGCCUCGCUCGAAGGAUGCUCGUAUCUCUGUCGUUACUGACGGUUCUCGGAUACUUGGUCUGGGUGAUCUCGGUGUGAAUGGCAUGCCCAUCUCUAUCGGCAAGCUCUCGCUCUACGUUGCUGGUGCUGGUAUUCGUCCUUCGUCGACGAUCCCGAUUUGCUUGGAUCUGGGAACAAACACCCAGAGGUAUCUCGACGAUCCUCUUUACCUCGGGCUCAGACACAAGCGUGUCUCCGACGAUGUGAUGACUGAAUUUAUGGAAGAGUUCAUGCACGAGAUGUCCGUCAACUUCCCAAAGCUCCUCGUUCAGUUCGAAGAUUUCUCAACCGACCACGCCUUCCUCUACCUCGAAAAAUUCCGCCACCGCUACCCUCUCUUCAACGACGAUAUCCAAGGCACAGGUGCCGUCGUCCUCUCCGGCUUCAUCAACGCAGCCAAACUCUCCUCCGCUGCCUCCGGCAGACCACUCAGCGAACACCGCAUUCUCUUCCUGGGUGCAGGUUCCGCGGGUGUGGGUGUCGCGAUGCAGUUGAUGAGUUUCUUCAAGCUGCAAGGUCUUUCGGAGGCGGAGGCGAGGUCGAGGAUUUACCUCGUGGACUCGCAGGGAUUGAUUUUUGACUCGAGAGGGCCGAUGGCGGAGCAUAAGAAGUACUUCUCGAGGAGUGACUACCAUGGUCCUCCCAUGACCGACUUGGUUGAUAUCAUCGGCCAUGUGAAGCCAACUGCUCUCUUCGGUCUCUCCACCAUCAAGAACGCCUUCAACCAAUCCGUCGUCGAGACAAUGGCAGCCCUGAACCCCCGCCCAAUAAUCUUCCCCCUUUCCAACCCCGUCCGCCUCUCCGAAUGCGAAUUCCACGACGCCAUCGAAUGGACCCAAGGCUCCGUCCUCUUCGCCUCCGGCUCUCCCUUCCCCGAAGAAUCCUUCAACGGCAAGAUGCUCUACCCCGGCCAGGGCAACAACAUGUACGUCUUUCCCGGCAUGGGCCUCGGCGCGAUCUUGUGCCAGACGAAGACGAUGACGGACAGUAUGGUCGAGGCGGCGAGUUUGGGGCUGGCGGAUUCGUUGACGCAGAGUGAGAAGAAGGAUGAUUUGAUUUAUCCGAGGCUGGAGAGGAUUAGGGAGAUCAGUGCGUUUAUUGCGUUUAGGGUGAUUAGGAAGGCGCAGGAGGAGGGCGUCGACCGUCUCACAGACUUGCGCGCGCUGAGCGAUGACAAGCUCAUGAAACACAUCCAAUCCAGGAUGUGGAACCCUUGAGACCUCUCUGUGCUAUCUCACCGUCCGACCGCUCAGGAUGGUAUGUCUUGCCACGUUAGACUGCGUGCGGCUUGCGGCCGCUGCCACCGACGUUGCCCACCGCCAUAGAUUAGUACCACCUCUCCUCAAUUUUGCCUCGUUUCGUCUUCGCAUCGCUUUGGUUGGUUGCUUUUGUGGAUGCAUGGGGUUAUCUUACUUACGUGCUGGAUUAGAUAUUUGCUUAUGUAGAGCCUCGUUAUUAUUCCCUUGACCCCUUAUACUCACUUACUUCAGUUAUGAUGGUAGUACUAGACCGUAAUACUCGUCUUAUCUUCUCAGGUCUUCAUUGUUGGUGGGGGACCUAGGAGCUGUAGGUGUGGCUCGGAUAGGUUAUGAUAUGUUUAUGAAUUAAAGCAGACGCACGCGUCGAGCUUUAGAGCAUAUGUAGACGAAGAACGCGAAAAGAAGCGAAGAAAAAGAAAAGUCUAUCUUCCAACCAAACGACGCAAAAGUGCCCACAGCGAAAAAGUAAAUUAAUCAACCCAAAACGGACUCGAGGGGACAAGCCCGGUCGUCCAUCAUGUCACCGCACGUCCGUCUCCCAUCCCCCGCUCAGUACGUUCACCCAGGACAAACCCCUACGCCGCUAUGCCGCUCAGAGCAUGAACGUGAGCGGGUUCUCAAGGUAUCCCUUGAACGCAGUCAACCACCUCGCGCCGACAGCGCCAUCGACCGUACGGUGAUCGCACGAAAGAGUGACCUUCAUGAUGUUGACGGUCUUGAAGCCGCGCUCUUCCUCGGGAGCGGGGACGAGCGUGGGCUGUGUGGAGCCGACGGCGAGGAUGCAGGAUUGAGGGGGGUUGAUGAUUGCCGUGAAGUGGGAGAUGUCGAACAUGCCGAGGUUGGAGACGGUGAAGGUGCCACCCUGGUACUCUUGGGGUUGGAGCUUGCCGUCACGGGCCUUCUUUGCGAGGGCCUUGGCUUCAGCUGAGAUGGUGGCGAGGCCCUUAGCGCCGACGUCCUUGACGAUUGGCGUGAUGAGACCGUUGGGAGUAGCGACAGCGAUGCAAAUGUCGGCCUUCUUGUAUUGCCUAAUGACCUCGCCGAGCCAGGCAGUGUUUGCCUCCGGGACAUCCUCAAGUGCCUUGCUCACACCCUUGACAAUGAAAUCAUUCACGCUCAACUUCGCACCCUUGUCCUUCUCUGCCAGCGACUUGUUGAACACCUCCCUCAGCUUAGUGACCUUGUCCAUGUUGAUGUCAACGGUGAGGUAAUAGUGAGGUGCCUCAACCUUAGCCUGGGUAAGACGCGUGCCGAUGGUACGACGCAUGUUCGUGAUGGGAACAUCGACGUAGUCCGGCGUCUGUGCAGAAGCAGGAGCACCGAAAGCAGCAGAGGCGGUAUUGGCAGCGGCAGCCCCGCCAGUCGAAGGCUGAUACUUCUCGACGUCCUCACGGAGGAUACGCCCUUCGGGACCGGAACCCUUCACCUUGGCGAGGGGAAUACCACGCUCGAGAGCGAUCUUCUUCGCAAUAGGCGAAGCAAAGAUACGGUCGCCUGCAGGGAGCUCCGACUUUGACUCGGAGGACUUGGGAGGAGAGGACUUGGAGGAUUCAGAAGAUUUUGAGGGUUCGGGCGCCGACGACUCUUUCUUCUCCUCCUUUGGCUCCUCUUUUUUGGGAGGCUCGGAAGACUCGGAGACGGCUUCCUCUGCGAGUUUGGCAGCUCCGGAGAGGUCAUCACCUUCCUCAGCGAGGAUGGCGAUGGGGGAGUUGACGGCCACGCCCUUGGCGCCGUCUUGGGCAAUGAUCUUGGCAAGGAUACCGUCCUCAGCGGCCUCGACGUCGAUGACGGCCUUGUCCGUUUCAAUUUCGAGAAGAACAUCGCCAGCAGAGAAAGAGUCACCCUCUGCCUUUUUCCAUGAUGAGAUACCGCCCUCAGUCAUGGUGGGACUCAUCGCUGGCAUGUUCAUCCUGGAGAGAGCAUGCCGGCGAGCGGAGGAGUGUAUUCUCCUGGUGAGGAUGCGGGCCAAGGACGAGGCAGACAUAGCGAGGACGGGGACGAGGACGAGGAGGA
Stereum hirsutum FP-91666 SS1 is the source of this 3839-nucleotide messenger RNA. Its product is annotated as malic enzyme. Gene Ontology annotation, biological process: malate metabolic process; pyruvate metabolic process. Lineage: Eukaryota; Fungi; Basidiomycota; Agaricomycetes; Russulales; Stereaceae. Gene Ontology annotation, molecular function: NAD binding; malate dehydrogenase (decarboxylating) (NAD+) activity. The coding region runs from base 153 to 1784 and encodes 543 amino acids. Gene Ontology annotation, cellular component: mitochondrion. The record is from RefSeq and is a predicted model, not a curated record. The transcript is spliced from 16 exons.